Messenger RNA from Patella vulgata (common limpet), 5354 nucleotides. RefSeq names its product RING finger protein 10. The transcript is spliced from 17 exons. Gene Ontology annotation, molecular function: transcription cis-regulatory region binding; metal ion binding. Gene Ontology annotation, biological process: positive regulation of transcription by RNA polymerase II. The record is from RefSeq and is a predicted model, not a curated record. Bases 330 to 2732 code for a protein of 800 amino acids. NCBI's taxonomy places the organism in Eukaryota, Metazoa, Mollusca, Gastropoda, Patellidae.
CAUCAUCAUCCGGGUAUUGCUAGGCGGACACCGCCAUUGAAAGAGACUUUAGUGCGACGAGGAUCGCGCUUCUUGGCGCUUUAUAGGCGACAUCAAAAGUCUUUAGGGGACGUUACAUCCCCUAAUUGUUUUACCAGUUCACCCUCUUCAAACCAACCACCAAAUUGAUUAUAAUAAUAUCUUGGAUCGAUAUUUAUUUCAUUUCUUUGGUUGUCAAUAUGGCUUUAUAAAAAUGUCGAUUCGUUGUGGUGGAAGUUCAAGUUUCUCUGCUCAGCAGAAAGGGGAAACCCGACCUUCUGGCACCGUGUGCGUGUCACAGGACUUAGUUUAUGUUGGAGGAAGAAAUAAACAUGGAGAAAAAGGGAUUUACUCGUCAAACGUCUGUACCGCCGCCCAAGAACGGGCCAUCGGCGGAAAGUAAGAAAAAUGAUAAUAGCAAUAAAUUUCCUCGUAAUACAAGAAAAAGAGAAUCCCAAGCCAAUGGCCGGGGAGGGUCAGAUAACAAUGGAUCAAGAAAACCUGUCCCACAGAAAUGGAGAUCAUCAGGUGAUAAACGACCGAGAUCUAGAACAUUUAAUCCCUUUGACCGUCAAAGAGAAGAGGUAGCAGGAUAUGGAGAUGAUUCUGGUAAUUAUCGUUCAAAGAAAGGAAAUUUAAAUCAUUUACUUAACUUCUCAUUUGCUCCAAGAGAAGUUGAUACAUUUUCUGGUGGAAGUGUGCGAAAAACAAAAACUGGUAACAGAGUCAGAUUUGACAAGAAGAGAUUUCUUCAAGCCAACUGUCAGUUUAUUGUACAAGAUACCGGUGAUUAUACUGUUCAUUCUGCUGAUCCUGAUAUACUUGUUGAUUGGGAUCUUAUAGAACUAGUGAGAUUGUACACCUUUGAGAAACCAUUGUGUCCUAUUUGUUUGGAUUCACCUGUUGCUGCAAAAGUAACUCGUUGUGGCCAUAUAUAUUGUUGGUCUUGUAUAUUACAUCUCUUAUCAUUGGAAGAUGGUACAUGGGCCGAAUGUCCUAUCUGUUAUAGCCCAGUUGUUGAUAAAGAUCUUCGAAGUGCAGAGCCUAUUAUUGUUAAACCAUAUAAAGUAGGAGAUAAAAUAACAAUGAAAUUAAUGAAGAGAGAAGCAGGUUCAACUUAUUCUCUACCUGUAGAUAGCUGGUUAAAUAGACACGGAAAACCUCACAGUAUCAAUGACGAUGAAAGUAUAACUCGUUAUAUGAAGAUAUUGACGGCAUCACCAAGUGAUAUUUUAUCUCGCGUUAUUUGUAGAGAAAAGACAAGUUUAGAAACACAAUUACUAGUAACUGAGGUAUCCGAGAUUUGCUUCAUAGAGACUGCUCAAGCCCAGUUAAAGGAAAGAGAGAGUAUUUUACAAGUUAAAGCUGAUGUAGAGAAGAAUUUCAAUAAAGUCUAUAGUAAAAAUAGUGAAGGCAAUGCUAAUAUUUCCACUUCCUUCAUAAGUGAUGACAAUAUAUCAUCACGAACAAAAACUGUUUCUAUUGGUUCAACUACAUCUUUACAAUCAGAUGAAUAUCCAGUUAUAUCUGCCGGUAGAUUUAAAACAUUUUCUGAAAGCUCUUUAUCAGAUACAGAUCAUCUUACCACUGAUAUCAACCAUGACAGUUCAGAUUGUGACCCCUCAACCAUGCCAAAAAGUCAAUCAGUUCCACUGGCAAUGGCUGAGGGAGUAUGUUCCUUGGUACUACCAGAAGAAUCUGUUACUGAGCCAGAAAUGUCAACAGAUGAAUCGAAGAAAAUGUUUCAAAAACCUAAAAACAAGCAGGUUUAUUCUUCUAAAAAUGGCUACUUCUGUUUCCAAGCUAAAGAUGGGCAACAGAUUUACAUCCACAAUAUAAAUUCUCGCUGUUUAACUCAUGAAUAUGGAAGUUUGGAGUUAUCUCCUAAAGAAAUAACGGGAAACAUCAUUGAUAUCAGAUCAUUGAGUAUGACUGAAGAACUACGAGCCAGGACCAAGUAUUUAAAUCAUCUGCCAUUAGCCUCUGAAUUUUUAUUGGUUGAGUUGGCUCUGAGGCCACCAAUAUUGUCUAGACAAACACUGGAUCUUUUUCAAGGUGAAAUUGACCAGAAGAGAAGGUUCCGACAAAGGAAGGCUAAUACUGAGAGACAGCGCGAGAAAAAGAUAGUUCUUGAAGAAAACAAAAAAUUAGGAAUAUUUCCUGGAUUAAAUAUAUCAUUAGAAAGUGAAUAUCAAUUUCCUUCUUAUAUGAAUCAGCCAGAACAAGUUAGUAGAGGACAACCAUCAUCUCCACCUGGUAAUAAUGAUGUACAAACAUCUCCUGUAGACAUAUCAGAUUUAUCUCUAUAUGAAGAUAACUCCCCACCCAUGUCCUCACCUGAAGAUAAUAACAGUUCUUCUGUAUCUUUUGCUCAGAUGCUUAGACAAGGACCUGCCAAAGCUCAACAACCUAUCUGGCCAAAACCUGUAAACAAAGUUGAAUCAUUUCCUGCACUAGGUGCUUCACGUGGUGCAGCUGCAGCUGGCGGUGGAGAUAGUGAUGGUAGUGAUAUGGAAGAUUAUGUACCAGUACCAGAAUAUGGUCGAUCAUUUGGUAAUGCUAUACAAGCUGCUCUAGAUAAUGCUGCUGCUGCUAAAACAGCUACUAAAACACCAAAACAAAAAGGCGGAGGUAGUGGUGGAAAAAAUAAAAAGAAAAGUAAAAAGACAAAGGUCCUCUUCUCUACAUCCAUGACACGUGGUACGAUAGAUUAGUAUGUGGAAAUUAUGUGAAAGCUAAUAAACCUGCUUCAUAACGUGUGGAAACAGUAAAAUAAUAAAUGGAUAUAAUGUGAACAAUAACAAAAACUGUUUCAUUACGCGUAGUAUAAUAAGAUUAAUAAAUGGUAAACAUGUGAACACUUAACAACAACUGUUUAAUAAUGCAUGCAGUAGAAUAAUCAAUUGAAACAUAUGAAACCUAACAAAGACUGGUUCAUGUGGCUAAAGUAUAGAUUUUUAUUUGGACAAAUUGUUUUACUCGAGUUGAGAGUAAUUCAGUUAUAUUGGGAAUGUGAAAUGUUUGUUUUACUAGUAGAACAUGUUGGUAACACUGAAUUACAUUGACCUCUUUGAUGCUUGAUAUAUUUUGUAUGCAUUUGAAGUUAUUUGAUUCGAAAAAUAUUGAUUUCAUUCAAAUUUGGAGAAAAAAAAAUACCUUUGAUGCUUGAUAUUUUUUUAUGUUUUUGAAGUUAUUUGAUUCUAAAAAUAUUGAUUUCAUUCUAAAUUGGAUAAAAUAAAUACCCAGUUAUAAUGUUUUGUGCAGAAUAGAAUUGCUGUGAAAUUUGAUGUUGAUUUGCCAACUCUUCAAAACAUUUAUAUCGACAUAUUCUUUAAUAAGAAAAUCAGAAUAUUAACAAUUUAGUUAAAAUUUGUUUUAUGGGCAUACUUGGACACAUUUAAUGCAUUUUGAUGAUUGUAAUGAUCUUUUAUUGCUGAGUGUGGGCAGCUUUAUUAUAGCCAAUAUAUGAGACAAUGAAUGAUUAGUAUUUUUUGUAAAUGAUUUUUCUACAUGAUUUAAUUGUUUGAUAUUGUACAUGAAUCUUUUUAUUUACAAACAGCAAAAAUGUUGCAUUUUUUUUUUUAAUAAUUUAAUCAGAAUUAUUACUGGUUAAAGGGCAUUCAUUUAUAUUAGUAAAUUUGGUUAAUUUUGGUAUGAAACAAGACAUAAAGUUGAAUACGGCAUACAUCAACUCUUUUUAAUACAACGUUUGGGAAAUGAAAAGGCAUUAAUGGAAUAUUGGAUUUCUCAUUACAAUGGGGUUCUUUAAUGAAAUUUCCUCAUUUUCAACCUGUAAAGCUUGAUCUUCAUUUUGUUUGAUCAGAAGUCCAAGGAAAUCCUAUUCCAUAUAGAUAUCCAUAGUUCCAUUACAAUCCAUAUGUUAAGGUACUUAUUUGUAAUUACUGUGCCCCAAAUAGAGUUAUCUUUCUUUUAAUAGUUGUACUUUAACUCAAAAAUUCACAUGUGACACAUAAAACUACUCAAAGGGAAGUAAAUAAUGUCAAGUGUAUUAUUAAAUAAUAUAUUAAGAUGGUUGCCGUGACAAACAUGUGACACACAUAAAGUACUCAAAAGGAAGUAUAUAUUGUCAAGUGUAUUGAAUAAUAAUUUAUGAUGUUUGCGUGAAAAUAUCGUCAUAUAUAUCCAUGUUUUUCCACAUUGCUCUAAUUUAAUUAAUGCUGUUUAUUGUAAGUUAGAUGUAAAAUAAGUUGUAAGUAAAUUUAUUACUAUUGCAUAUUAGACAAUAUAAGAUAUUCCGUAUACUUUUGUUGUGUACAGAUACAUAGAUAUAUAUUUUGAUUUGCAUUUUAAUGGACUAUUGUACAUUAGUUCUGAUUAAAUUAAUGAAACAUCCCUUGUACACAUAUUUCUCAUCACAUUUUGUUUAUUGUAAAGAUUAGUUAAGAAAAAUCAUUGGUUACAUUUUAAUUAACAUGGAAAUGGACUAAUUUGUAUAUUAGUACUGAUUUAACUAAAUGAAACAUUUUCAUCACAUUUUGUUUAAUUAAAAAUGCAUUAUGUAAGAUUUAGAUAAAGAGCUGGCCAUUCUUGUUAAAAUAGUUUUGAAAAGUUUAAUGAAUAAAUUGAAAAUUUCAUUCAAAUUACUUUAUUCUGAGUGGAGUUCUGACUGUUUGUUAAGAUGUUCUAUUAUUCUAGCAAUGGUACAAUCAAGGCCAAGUCUUGGUAAUCCAUUUUAUGGUUAAACUUUUAAAGCUCUCUGAUGUUUUAAUCCAUUUAAAUAUCAACCAUCUGAUUAUCUAGCGAGUUGAUAAUAGGCUUGUCAUGUGAAUAAAAAAUAGUUUAUAUAACAUUUGAAGCCGAAAAAUAGGCCUUCAAUAGGCAGAUUUAACUCUUACAUAAUGCAUCUUUAAUUAAGAUUAUUGGUAAAAUAUUGUAAGUUUAUGAUUUAUUAUGUAGAUAAUUAGUAUUUUAAUUUAUGUAUUAUAAUACUGUUGACUUUGUUAAUUAUUGCUUUCAACAAUAUUUAUUGAAUAGAAACAGAUUUGGUUCAGCACAUAAAAUUGUUUUUUUCAACUAAGCUUUAUUUUAUAAUUGUAUAUUUAGUAAUGCUAGAAGAAAUUUCAAUGUAAGCAGAAUCAUUCUUUGCCUGCACAACACUGGUGGUUAUUUUAUUUCGGAACUAAGAUAUGAACACCUAUCUAAAGUUUUGAACUGUAAUCAAUUAUAUUGAUUGUCAUGGUUUGUUAUCUCUUUAAUUAUUUCAGUUAAAUGUUCUUGUUUAUAAAUGAGCCAUCCUUCUGCUAGCCUUAUAAAGCUACUAAAUAACUGAUUUAUAUUUUCUAUCUGAUAUCCAAUAAAACAUGUUCAGCUUUAAA